This is a messenger RNA of Pocillopora verrucosa, 2512 nucleotides long. RefSeq names its product dipeptidyl peptidase 3-like. Gene Ontology annotation, cellular component: cytoplasm. Gene Ontology annotation, biological process: proteolysis. Gene Ontology annotation, molecular function: metalloexopeptidase activity; dipeptidyl-peptidase activity. The record is from RefSeq and is a predicted model, not a curated record. NCBI's taxonomy places the organism in Eukaryota, Metazoa, Cnidaria, Anthozoa, Scleractinia, Pocilloporidae.
UUCAACCAACAUGGCCGGCGAGGUGGAUAUGUCCCAGUACACCAUUUCAAAGGAAGUUGAUGUAAAUCUUCUUAAUUGUAGAACAGCUUUUUCUGGGCUCACAGAGAAAGAAAAGCUCUACGCUCAUUACCUGUGUUGUGCCUCAUGGGAGGGCGCUCUCAUUUGUUUGCUCCAAACGUCGCCGGAAUCUCCUGGAAUCUUCCUUCUUUUACAAGAAUUGUUCCAAGCAGAAUCUGUCGAGGAGCUCCAAGCAAGAGUUUUAAAAUCCGAAAAUGGCUUCUCCAAGGAAGACUUUGAGAAUUUUCUGAUUUAUGCUGCAGCAUUCUAUGGUAAUGUUGGCAACUACAAAUCAUUUGGCGACACAAAGUUUGUUCCUGAUUUACCAAAGGAAAAAUUGGAAAGUGUAGUUUUCUCAAGUAAAGCUUACAAGAAAAAUGCAAAAAGGGUGGAGCAACUGUGGGGUGACUGUGGAGAUAAGAUGUAUUCACUUACCCCCAAAUGUCGGCAACUUGGCCUUGGUGAGCAGGGUCUUUCCACAUAUUAUUCCAGUAAUUGUGCAAAGGCUGAUGCUGAAUUGGCGCAAGAGUUUAUGAAAGAAAAGGACAUAGAAACCUAUAACACAAGAUUAUUUAAGGAGGAGAAAGAUGGUCAUGUGACAUACAUUCUUCGCAUAGCUUCAGUGGCAAAAACUGCAGAGCCAUAUCCUGGAGCAGAUGGAGAAGAAGACAAAGUGGUAACAGUUUUGGGUUCUCAUGAAUUCAAAGGCUGCACCUUCAGGGUGGAGAGAGGAGAUUAUUCUGGUCUACUGAAAAGAGUUGUCAAAAAUCUAGAGAAAGCUAAGGAAUUUAGUGCUAAUAACAAUGAACUGUCCAUGAUAAAAAGCUACAUACACAGCUUCAACACAGGCUCCAUUCAGGCUCAUAAGGAUGGCUCUAGGUUCUGGAUCAGAGAUAAGGGACCCAUUGUUGAAACUUACAUAGGAUUUAUUGAGACAUACAGAGACCCUUCAGGUGUUCGAGCAGAGUAUGAAGGGUUUGUGUCAGUUGUUAACAAAGAGAUGAGUGCCAAGUUUGCAUCACUAGUGUCCAAAGCUGAGAAGUUGCUUCCUGAGCUGCCAUGGCCUCCUGCGUAUGAGAAGGACAAGUUUUUAAGACCAGACUUUACUUCUCUUGAUGUGCUGGGCUUUGGAAGCAGUGGUAUACCAGCUGGAAUUAACAUUCCUAAUUAUGAUGAAAUUCGUCAAGAAGAAGGCUUUAAAAAUGUAUCUUUGGGAAAUGUACUGGCGGCUCAUUCAGUUGACAAGAAGGUCACUUUCCUUAGUGAUGAGGAUCAAGAGCUGUUUACAAAGCUUAAAGCCCCAUCCUUUGAGGUACAAGUUGGCCUUCAUGAACUCUUGGGCCAUGGAAGUGGCAAGCUCUUUGUUAAGAAAAAUGAUGGCACAUAUAAUUUUGACCUUGACAGUGUGAUGCACACAGAAACUGGAGAAAAGAUCUCCAGCUGGUAUACUGACGGGGAGACCUGGUACACACGGUUUGCUGAAUUAAGUCCAUCUUAUGAGGAAUGCCGUGCAGAGUGCGUGGGAAUCUACCUUUGUACCUCUAAGGAAGUACUGAGAAUAUUUGGGCAUGAAGGCACUGAUGCUGAUAACAUAAUUUACAUCAACUGGCUGAAUAUGGUCCGUGCAGGUCUGUUAGGACUGGAAUUUUAUACCCCUGAGAAUAACAAAUGGCGGCAGGCUCACAUGCAAGCACGAUAUGUCAUUCUACAAGUUCUCCUUGAAGCAGGUGAAAAUUUAGUACAAGUGACCAGUAUCACAGGGUCAGAUGGUAAACCAGAUGUGUUGGUGACACUGGAUAGAACAAAGAUUGAAUCUGUGGGAAGGCCAGCUAUUGGAAACUUCCUCAGAAAACUACAGGUGUACAAGUCAACAGCAGAUUAUGAUGCUGGCAAAGCUUUGUAUGAUCAAUACUCAGCCGUAGAUGAGGAAUAUUUAGCACUGCGUCAGACGGUUCUUGCUCGCAAGACUCCACGAAGGAUGUUUGUUCAAUGCCAUACAAGCAUUACAGGAGACAAUGAUGUUAGUUUAACAGAAUUUGAAGCAAGCCCUGCUGGGAUGAUCAAGUCAUUCACAACUCGCUUUCCAAGUGAAGACAGUGUGUUAGAAGAGCUAUGGAGAGCUGAGAUGCCAUACCACAAGUUGUGAUAACAUAACAUGAACUGCACCAGAAAAAGAUGUUCCUGGCUAAAACCUCAUCCCCUGAAUUUCAGUAGCACAGAUACUAAUAUUGUCAUCACCCUGCAUAGCAGGCAUUAACUGAAUAGGAAAAUGGUAGGGGGCAAGGGGUUGUCCCCCCCUUCCCAUAGCACAUUUACCUCACACCUCCUCCCUUUGGCUUUUGUUUUAAUUAUUUUAUUAAAUUAUUAUCUUUUCUAUUACCCUUGUUUUCCUUGUUAAAACCACAAUAUCUCAACUUCUUUUCACCAAAAUGUAAUUUUUGGCAAAUCUUGUCUA